UUUCACAUACUAUAAAAAAUUAUUUUUUCGCAUACCCAAAAUGCCUAUUUAAAACGCAAGUACGAUUUUUUGGACAAGGCCACGGUCUAACUAAUGGGCUCCUGAAACGCUGUAGCCGCAGAUAUUCUAAUGGAUUGGCAGUGCAUUGAAUCUGCUUAUUUUAACUACCCAGCGGCUAUUGUCCUCCUACCUCCACCGCAGCAAAUGAGCUACCUACUACCAAGUGCCAACACAACAGCAGCACGUCCUAAUCAAUGUUGUUGAGGGGUGGCGUUUUCAUCUCACUCACCAACUUUCACGGUUUCGUGACUCGUCGUGAGGGAUAGAAGUCAUGGAACUUUUGAAUUGAAUCGCCUUUGAGGACUGUUUACCUCGAGUUACCACUACAUUUGCCUACAGUUUUGAUCCAGAAAGCAGGCAUGACAGUUGGACUGGGGAGGAGCGAGCCAAGGCGUCAGUAACUUCCUUGUUGUCACACACCCCACUCUGAAGAAGGGAUAUGCAAACUCUCAACUCUGGACAGUUCUGUCAGGAAAUUCCUCAUUUUGCCAAGAGUUACCCUUUCUCUAGGCUGGUUUGUACAGCUGGAAAAGCUUCUGUUUCCACAACUGUCCGGAGGAGCAUGACUGGCUGUGUAUGUUCCUGAUAAAGACCAUCCCAUCCUCCACCUUUUUAAAUGGUCUGUGAUCUGAAGCUCCGUGCCAGGAAGGGACAGCGGGGACAUUCUGAGUGUCACUAUGACAUCUGAGGACAUAGAAGCUGCUGUGGGUCGUGGGACAGUGCUAGAGUCUGCCUUGUCAGCCGAGACCAGAAAUAACCAUGUCACUUCAGACUACAGCAUGUCUCGGAGUCAAAGCAAAGCACGCCCACAUUCUCACCAGCCAGAAGUUAGCCACCAGGACAGCAGAGGCUUCUGCUCACCCCUCCCUCUGUAUCUGAAGUUAUCUUAUGACAGAGGGCAGGGGAUGUUUUUGGAUGCAGGAUGCAAAUGCUGGGAUCACUCUAACCCUAAACAUGCUAGUGCCGUAGACCAGCUCAGCGCCACAUCUCUGGGGGAGCGUGGGAUGGGAGGGUUGGGUUAUAGGGCCUGGGAGGCUGAUUGCAGAAGGACCUGGCACCCCAGUGAGAGACCCAUCGUAUCAGUCAGAGGGCACAGCGCAGAGCUUCUGGCCAUCAGCCUGCGGGUCUGCAGGGGGCUGCUCGGCUAUUCCGGGGUCAGACUCUCUGAGAUCCACCAUGCGCUGAGUGUUGAGGACAACCUAGUCCACCCAUGCAGGAAGCUCCUAGCCUUUGCUGGAUGUGUGUGUCUUAGGGUGGAAUGGCCUCCAUACCGCUGCCCGGCUCAGCCUAGGUACGGGUACCGUGCCAGCUCCCAGAAGACCUCGGUGUAUGCCCGUCUGACUGGGGCCCUGCUGGAGGCCACCGCCGCCAUCGGGGCCCGCAGUGCUCUGCCCAGAGUCACCGUGGGCUCCACUGGCCACGCCAUGCUCAAAGAGCGUCAGCUGUGGAGCAACAUGUCGGUGUCCAGCGCCCUUCCGCCCAACGUGAUUGGCAUCAGCAAGGAGCUGGCCGAGCUGUGCCACCUGAUCCAGUUCCCCGAGGAGAUUGCUAGGAUCCUGACGGAGCAGGAGCAGCAGCUGUACCGACGCAUCUUCCCACUGGACUACCUCUGCUUCCUCACCAGGGACCUGGGCAGCCCCGACUGUAGCAAGUGCCUGCACCCCAACCUCAAGGCCUCGCUGUCGGGUCCGGCCUUGCCCACGCAGACCCAGAGGAACUCUGUGGAGAACCUGGUCACACGAUUCAAUGAGGUGAGCUUGUGGGUGACCUGGUUGAUCCUGACUGCGGGUACCAUGGAGAAGAAGAGAGAGGUGUUCUCCUACCUGGUCCAUGUAGCCAAGUGCUGCUGGAACAUGGGCAACUACAACGCUGUCAUGGAGUUCCUGGCUGGACUACGGUCUCGUAAAGUACUGAAGAUGUGGCAGUUCAUGGACCAGUCAGACAUUGAGACCAUGCGCAGCCUGAAAGAUGCCAUGGCGCAGUCUUCGUCCGAGUACAAGAAGGUGGUGAACCGUGCACUUAACAUCCCAGGGUGCAAGGUGGUGCCUUUCUGUGGCAUCUUCUUUAAAGAACUGAGUGACGCGCUGGACGGGGCUGCCAGCAUUAUCAGCCUGUGCCACUCACCGCACGACUCACCAGAGGACUCACUAGAGUUUGUGACGGACUACGGCGGGCAGGAGCACUUCCUGCAGAGGGCGGGGCCAGACGGACUGCACAGCCAGGAGAAGGAGGCCACGGUCAGCAACAUCCUGCAGAUCAUCCGCUCCUGCAACCGCAGUCUGGAGACGGAGAAAGGGGGCCACCACGAAGGCUUCUCUACCUCCCACAAAAACUCUUUCAUGGACAGGAACACGAACCAGUUUGUGGUGGGGGACCUGUCAGACUUUGAGGGCGACCCGUCUGAGCAGGCUAAGGAGGUGGCGUUCCAGGGCACCGAGGAGACCCACCGGGCCUUUAGCCACGGCACGGAGCUCAUCCCCUGGUACAUGCUCUCCCUCCAGCCUGACGUCCACCAGUUCCUCCUACAGGGAUCCACCGUCAUCCACUACGACCAGGAGAGCCACCUCACUGCUCGCUGCUUCCUCCGCCUGCAGCCCGACAACUGCUUUCUGACCUGGGCUAAUCCCCAGAGCGGCAGCCCCCCCGCAGAUCCCCCAGGCCUGGGUCAACACGUAGUGAGCGGCCUGGCGGAGGGCCUGCUGGACCUCUCUGUGGUCAAGGCUGUGUUCAUGGGCCACCAGGGGGUGGACGUGUACGCUGUGUGUCUGCAGAACAAGCUGUGUAACACCAUGAGGGCCGAGGAGAAUGGGGUCAGUCUGCUCUACGGGCUCCAUACUACAGACAACAGGUUGCUGCACUUUGUGGCCCCCAAGCACACAGCCUGCAUACUGUAUGAGGGCCUGGUGGAGCUGGUCAACACCAUGAGGAAGCUGAAGAAGUUCCCUGAUAAGAGACUGCAUUGGCUCAGGAGGCAGUACGUCAGCCUCUAUCAGGAAGAGGGCAGGUACGAGGGUCCCACCCUAGUUCAGGCCAUCGAGCUGUUUGGGGGGCGGCGCUGGAACAUGGGCACAGAGGGCACAGAGAAGCCCAGCGUGCAGAAGAACAUCUCCACCACCAAGAAGAAAAAGAAUGCUCCUGUCAGGAAAUACAGCGGGGAUGCUACCGAUGACGAGACGAGCCAUCGUAAAACCAAGAGCUGCAAGGACAACCUGUGCAGAAACGGGCAGGAGCUAUAUGACAGCGUGGACCAGGAAGAGUUAGAGGACGGCUUCCCUGGACCUUUCCCCCCACCAAGCUGUAAGAGCCCUGGUUCACUGGCCUCUGGUUUCCUGGCCUCCUCCCCCGUCCUCUCAGGCAGCACCAAGGCCCAGCCAGGUGUGUGGAGCAGCAAGAGCUGGCAUGGCCUAGGGAAGAGCUACUUCAAGGGCUUCCAGAACCUCAUGAGCUCUGACAGCACCAUGAGCUUCAUCGAGUUCGUCGAGCUCUUCAAGUCUUUCAGCAUUCGGAGCCGUAAAGACCUGAAGGAGCUGUUUGACACCUACGCCGUUCCUUGUAGUAGCUCCGGCCCAGAGUCUGCCCCCCUCUACACCAACCUGAGGAUCGACGAAGACACGGGACUGCAGCCUGACCUAGACUUGCUGACCCGUAAUGGUUCGGACCUGGGCCUCUUCAUCCAAACACGCCAGCAGAUGUCUGAAAACCAGAAGCAGAUCUCGGACGCCAUUGCGGCAGCCAGCAUCGUGACCAAUGGGACGGGCGUGGAGAACGCCUCUCUAGGGGUGCUUGGGCUGGCCAUCCCACAGCUCAACAAUUUCCUGGUCAACUGCCAGCGGGAACACCUGACCUACGACGAAAUCCUCAGCAUCAUCCAGAAAUUUGAGCCUUGUGUAAGCAUACGUCAGAUGGGUUGGAUGUCCUUUGAAGGUUUUGCCAGGUUUUUGAUGGACAAAGAGAACUUUGCGUCUAAGAACGAGGAGUCUCAGGUGAAUACGGAGGAGCUCCAGUACCCCAUGUCUUACUACUACAUAGAGUCCUCUCACAACACGUACCUCACUGGACACCAGCUCAAAGGAGAGUCCUCUGUGGAGCUUUACAGCCAGGUGCUGCUGCAGGGCUGCAGGAGUGUGGAGCUGGACUGUUGGGAUGGAGACGACGGAUCACCCAUUAUUUACCACGGAUACACCCUGACCACCAAGAUCCCCUUCAAGGAUGUGGUGGAGGCGGUCAAUCGCACUGCUUUUGUCAACUCAGACAUGCCGGUCAUCCUGUCCAUUGAGAACCACUGCUCUCUGCCCCAGCAACGCAAAAUGGCUGAAAUCUUCAAGGCAGUGUUCGGAGACAAGCUGGUGACCAAAUUCCUGUUCAAAAGUGAUUUCUCUGAUGACCCACUGCUCCCCUCCCCCAUGCAACUGAAGGGAAAGAUCCUCCUCAAGAACAAGAAGCUGAAAGCACACCAGGCUCCUGUUGACAUUCUCAAACAGAAGACUCACCAGCUGGCCCACAUAAAGGCACAGGCCAGCAACGGGGCCCCGGGAGGAAGCUCACCUGGUAACCAAAAUGAUGAUGAUGAUGAAGAGGAAGAAGACGAGUACGACGAUGACUGUGAAUCCUUGUCUGAUGAUAACAUCCUGAAUGAUAAACCAGAAGGGAAGUCAUCAGGUGACAAGGAAGACCAUCCCAUCAUUGAUGAGAUGGCCAAGAGGAUGAAGAAAGCAGACAAUGCUGUAACCAAGAACAAAGGGAAGGUAUUUGACAUAGAGCUGGAAGAAGAGUUAUAUCCCCCCCAGAACAAGAAGGAGAGUCGACAGAUCGCUCAGGAGCUCUCUGACCUCAUCAUCUACUGCCAGGCCGUCAAGUUCCCUGGCCUCUCCACCCUCUCUCAUUCGGCCUCUGGCAGAAGAAAAGACAGAAAGAACAGGAAGUCCAUCUUUGCCAUGGAUCCUGGUCGUAGCGGAGGCAGCCCCAGGGAGGCAGUACCGGGGAAGGGUGGCGUGGAGGGCAUGCGUCUGAGCUGGGAAGAGCAGACAUCGCCCAUAUUCAGCCCCAGCGCCUCAAUGAGUGCCAUCCUCCGCACUCCCAAGUGCUACCACAUCUCCUCGGUCAACGAGAACACUGCCAAGCGCCUUUGCCGCCGCAACUCCCAGAAGCUGAUCCAGCACACCACUUGCCAGCUGUUAAGGACCUACCCGGCCGCAACGCGCAUCGACUCAGCCAACCCCAACCCUCUGCCCUUCUGGCUACACGGCAUACAAGUGGUGGCUCUCAAUUAUCAGACUGACGACCUGCCCAUGCAGUUGAAUACAGCUCUGUUUGAGGCAAAUGGUCAUUGUGGAUAUGUCCUGAAACCUCCAAUGCUGUGGGAUCGCUGCUGUCCCCUCUACCAGCAACUCUGCUCCCUGGAGAGAGACGUGGAGAGCAUGAGCCCAACACACUACUCUCUGACUAUUGUGUCUGGGCAGAACGUGUGCCCUGCCAACAGCGCGUGCAGCCCCUGUGUGGAGGUGGAAGUGAUGGGCAUGCCCGUGGACAGCUUCCAAUUCCGCACCAAGCCCAUCCACCGCAACACACUCAACCCCAUGUGGUCAGAGCACUUCCUGUUCCCCGUGCACUUUGAGGACGCCUGCUUCCUGCGCAUCGCUGUGGUUGAGAACAACAGCUACCAGACCACUGCUCAAAGGAUUCUGCCCCUACGGGCCCUCAAACCAGGCUACAGACACAUCCAGCUGAGGACACAGCACAACGAGCCCCUGGAGGUGUCCAGUCUGUUCAUCUACAGCCGCAGAGUAGAGGAGAGCCCCACCGGCACAGCCCUGCCUGCUGCCAUGCUGAUUAGUUCUGAGGAGCGGAGGGCAGCCCAGCAGCACAAAGUGACUGUCCAUGGGGUGCCAGGUCCAGAGCCUUUCACUGUAAUGUCUGUGAACGAGCAGACCACCGCCAGACAGCUACUGGACAUGUUACCGAUGUCCACAGAUGGUGCCAGUGAGUACUUCCUGUGUGAGGAGAAGGUGCUCCUGGCGAAGGAGCGCAGUGACAGUAAGAGGUGUCCUCAGCAGCGCCCCCUAGCCCCCGAGGAGGAGAUCAUCAGGUUAAUCAACAGCUGGCAGCCCGAAGAGGGAUAUGUGGGCAGAAUCUGCCUUAAAACCAAGGAAGAGAUGGCCGGUGAGGACAAGAGGAAAGGCAUCUCGUUUGCCAGCGAGCUCAAGAAACUGACGAGUCGCAGCCAGAGCGUCAUUGCCCCAGCCACACAAGAGCAUAGCCACUGUAAGGAUGAAAGCAGCAGGGCAGCAGACAGUGUUGCCUCUGACUGAGACCCAUGAGUGAGAUGCUCGGUCUGCAGUGUGUGGCUGGAGUCCCCAGAAGGGUCUCUCUCUGCAGGACUCAAGGCCUGGAUGGUGGAGGGCUGGGCAGAGGCAGAGAGGCUCCUCCUGGGGGGCGGUGACCAUCCUGUCCUUGGGGGCAGGGCCCACAACGGCUAUCUGACCACCCCUACCUGGUUCCUCCCUCUGAUGAGGAACUGGAAGAUCCACAAAUGAAGCCAGGCCCCCCUCCACCAACCUAGAGAGCACCAGUAUUCCUGAACACACCAUGAUGAGUUGAGUUAGUCCCUCCCAUGAGUAAAGAGGUUCCCCCAGAAAGUCCCACCCUGGCUGGCUGGUUGAGUUGGAUGGCGGCUCCAGGAUGACGGUUCUGAGUGAAGGAAGGCUGUGUAAUCUGCAGGGUCGUUAGCUGCCCCUUCCUCUAACUGUAUUAAUUAGGGUACACCGUAGCAAAACAUUUUGCAACGGAAAACGAAACAAGUGUUUCUUAUUGGACAAGUUUAGGUAGUUCCUCCUUGUUUCAGUCCAUUUUAUUAUUGUUUGGUGCCUAAUGAAUACAUCCCUAAAGUGGCGCAGAGGGACGAGGUGGCCGUGUUGAGAGAGGAUUUGGAUGGAUUUGAAAUGAUACAAUGAUUAUGAGGUUAUUAAAGUGCAGACUGUCAGCUUUAA
Molecule: messenger RNA, 7046 nt
Organism: Coregonus clupeaformis (lake whitefish)
Lineage: Eukaryota; Metazoa; Chordata; Actinopteri; Salmoniformes; Salmonidae
Product: 1-phosphatidylinositol 4,5-bisphosphate phosphodiesterase epsilon-1-like
Biological process (GO): phosphatidylinositol-mediated signaling; small GTPase-mediated signal transduction; lipid metabolic process
Molecular function (GO): guanyl-nucleotide exchange factor activity; phosphatidylinositol-4,5-bisphosphate phospholipase C activity
Source: RefSeq, a predicted model, not a curated record